CUUAUUGCAGUUUACGUCGUUUCUGUUAAGAUUAUAAAUAAUCUUGUGACAUCAAAUCGAUUUUCAGUACUCUCUAUCGAUUAUUUCGGAACAAAUUGUUACGAUAAUAAGUCGCGCGAGAUGAUUUUAGAUACAACAUGGUUGGUAUACCUAUGUUUGAGCCCAAUUGUAAUCGUUUGGGCAAUUUUCGUAGUGUUAUCUUUUAGAAUGGAAUUUAAAUUGUGGAAUUAUCGAAAAGUACCUGGGUUGCCAAUUUUCGAAAAUUAUUUCGUUCUAACAAAUCUUAAAGAUGUUUUAAAAAACGUUAUGAAGUUUAAACAAAGAUAUGGCGAUAUCUUCAAAAUAAACAUAACAAUAGGAAUGCCAGCUUUGGUAAUUUCGGAUUUGAAGAUUUUAGAAUUUCUUUUAGGGACAACGCAAAUUUUAGAAAAAAGUUAUACAUACAGUUUCUUAGAGAAGUGGUUAGGACACGGUUUAUUAACUAGCCCACCCGAAAAAUGGAGAAAAACGCGCAAAAUCCUCACCCCAGCUUUUCAUUUCCAAAUUUUAGAGCAAUACGUAGAAUCGUUUCACUCCACCACAUCCAUUUUAAUCAACAAAUUAAAAUCAUCAAUUUCAAAAGACCCAAAAACUCCAAUCGAUAUUUAUCCUUACAUAACCCUUUGCACUUUAGACAUAAUUUGCGAAACGGCCAUGGGCACCAAAAUAAACGCCCAAGAAAACACUCAAUCAGAAUACGUAAAGGGCGUAAAAGAAUUAUGUAGAAUUACCGUAGAAAGGACGGUUAAUCCAAUGACGAUGUUUCCAAUCACUUACAUGUUCACAAAAGAUUAUCGCAUCGAAAGACAUUAUUUAAAAAUUUUACACAACCAUACAAACUCGGUUAUUAAAAGGAGAAGAGAAGAAUUAAUUAAAAACGAUCACCCAAAACAGAAACGAUUAGCGUUUCUAGAUUUACUCCUACAAAGUACUUUAGAUGGUAAACCAAUGACUGAUGAAGAAAUUCGAGAAGAAGUUGAUACAUUUAUGUUUGCAGGCCAUGACACAACAGCUUCUGGAAUUAGCUUCAUUCUUUAUUGCAUCUCAAAAUACGCUGAUGUUCAACAAAAAGUGUGUGAUGAAAUCGAAGAAAUUUUAGGAAAUGAUAAAAAUUUUAUCCCCACAAUCAAACAAUUAAACGAAAUGAAAUAUCUAGAAAUGGUUAUUAAAGAAUCAUUGAGGUUGUUCCCUCCAGUUCCCAUUUUUGCAAGAAGUCCUUUAAAUGAUACUUCACAUCCCAGUGGAUUAUUUCCAACUUGGUCCCAACUUUUAGUAUUUGUUUACGGGGUUCAUAGGGACCCCAAAAAUUAUGAUGAUCCAGAAACUUUUGAUCCAGAUAGGUUUUUACCUGAAAAUCAAUCAAAAAGGCAUCCAUAUAGUUAUUUAACUUUUAGUGCUGGACCAAGAAACUGCAUAGGGCAAAAAUUUGCUAUGUUAGAAAUGAAAUCUACGGUUUCUUUGGUUUUAAGACAUUUUAUAUUAAAACCUGUGGAAGGAUUCGAACCAAAACUGAUUCCAUUAACAGUUUUGAAAUCACUAAAUGGCGUUCAAGUUAUCUUAGAAGAAAGAAAAUGAAAAAUAAGUUUGAUUUAUUUAUUUUACUUAACGCAAAUGUCUAACUUAUUUUGAUUAAACACAUUAAAUAAU
Onthophagus taurus is the source of this 1686-nucleotide messenger RNA. Its product is annotated as cytochrome P450 4d2-like. The record is from RefSeq and is a predicted model, not a curated record. Lineage: Eukaryota; Metazoa; Arthropoda; Insecta; Coleoptera; Scarabaeidae. Gene Ontology annotation, molecular function: oxidoreductase activity, acting on paired donors, with incorporation or reduction of molecular oxygen; iron ion binding; monooxygenase activity.